Molecule: messenger RNA, 2326 nt
Organism: Scatophagus argus
Lineage: Eukaryota; Metazoa; Chordata; Actinopteri; Scatophagidae
Gene: chmp1a
Product: charged multivesicular body protein 1A
Exons: 7
Coding region: 146-742 (198 amino acids)
Biological process (GO): late endosome to vacuole transport; endosome transport via multivesicular body sorting pathway; protein transport
Cellular component (GO): multivesicular body; ESCRT III complex
Source: RefSeq, a predicted model, not a curated record
GGUCUGAUCACGUGACUGCUGUUGGAUCAGGAAGUACGUUGUGCGUCAGAUACACGGUUGUAUCAAAACAAAAUCUUGACUAGUUUGUUGAGAGAGCUGAACGAUAUUUUUUCCUGUCAUCAUCUGGAACCAUACUCGUCUUGACAUGGAUGAAACACUCUUCCAGCUAAAGUUCACUUCCAAGCAGCUUGAGAGACUAGCCAAGAAGGCCGAGAAAGAGUCAGAGAAGGAGCAGGCCAAAGUCAAGAAGGCUUUGCAACAGAAAAAUGUGGAAUGUGCCAGAGUCUAUGCAGAGAACGCUAUCCGGAAAAAGAAUGAAGGUCUUAAUUGGCUGCGCAUGGCAUCUCGAGUCGAUGCGGUGGCUUCUAAAGUCCAGACUGCUGUUACCAUGAAGGGAGUAACCAAAAGCAUGGGUCAGGUAACCAAGGCCUUGGACAAAGCUCUGAACUCCAUGGACCUCCAAAAGGUCUCUGCAGUCAUGGAUAAGUUUGAAAGUCAAGUCCAGAACCUCGACGUCCACACUUCAGUGAUGGAGGACUCCAUGAGCUCGGCAAUGACACUGACCACACCUCAGGAGCAGGUGGAUGACCUGAUCCACCAAAUAGCAGAGGAAAGCGGUUUGGAGGUGAUGGACCAGCUCAACCAGCUGCCUGCAGGAGCCACCUCAGUGGGCGCGGAGAGCACUCGGAGCCAGGAGAAAGAGGACCAGCUGUCUCGACGGUUGGCUGCUCUACGGAACUGAAGCCUCCUCCAGGUGGUGACGGAGCUUACAAGCUGUGCUGAAGCAGAUGAGCUUAAUGACGCCGACAGGAGCUGUGUGUGUUUCUAUUGAACUGUUCCUACCAGGAGGACUUCAUGAGCCUAUUGAUUACCAUCCCCCCUGCUCUAUAAAUACACACACACACACACACACACACAUUGGCUAGAAAUAUCACCUGAGAAGGAAUGAAUCUCUCUCUGGUUCACCUUCCCAUUUCGAUCCAUCUAUUCCCGUUUCCAUCCUCCUUUCUAAUUCCCCACUGGAUCUCAGUUUACCUUUUGCCCGCCCCCCCCCCCCUUUUUUUAUUUUUAUCCCACCACCACCCCCUCCUCCUGAGUCUACACUCAGUUCCUCAGUUCACACACUUCUGGAUGUAGUAUUGUAUAAAGCAGGAUCCCCGUUGUACAAAAUGCAUUAUAUACAAUGAUGAAAAUGAAAAAGUUUUAAUAAGAAGUCAUAGUGAUUAUGAGGGAGUCCCUGGUUCUCAUAAGGUGCAGGGUGGGUUAAAUAUGUAUCUACAUGUUGUUUUUAAAUUCUCUGGGCUCUGUCAGUUUCAAAUGUUUCAAAUGGAUGACUCUGCUCAGAGGAAGGAGACGCAUAUUCAAUGAAAAUAUCUAGUGAUGUGUCGGUAACACUAACAGUCUCCUCCCUCAUCAGAUUCAUCCAAGUAACACCAUCUUCAUGACAUUGUUAUAACACUGUAUACAACAAAGGACAAUCACCAAAUCUUUUGUUUGUCAAAAUUUGUUAUUUUGCUGUUUCAUUUUACUUUCCUUAUUAUUAUUCAUGCCUGCAUUCUGCUUUGAACGCCUUAUAUGGGAUACCGUUGCUUGCAUAGGUGCUUCUCCCGCCAGUGCCUGGAGGAUGGUAGUUUAGAAAGCCAACAGCAUCGAACCGAAACUCAACAGACUUUGGUCAGAACAAGGAAUUUUCCAUUCCUCUUCCUGCCAGAUGAGCUUGAGACAUUAGCGUGUCGGACUUAGCCAGCUUCACAUCAACACCGACUGUGAUGAGUGUGAGCUGAGCUCCGGGUGCUUGUCCUUUUUUUUUUUUUUCUUUUCUUUUGUGGUGUUUGAUUUAAGGUGUUGAAACCCCCAGCGAUACUGAAACCUCACUCAGAUAUUUUUGGAAGCUCCCAAAAUAAAGUAAUCAUCUCCAUCUGUCUCAGCCCAAACAGUUUCAGGAGAAGACAUGCUGGAUUUUUGUUACCCCAUUUUGCCAUGUAAACCUCACAUUUACUUGAAAAGUCAAUGUUUCAGGUAAAUGCAGGUAAAUAAGAUGGUUCAUAUCAAGAGCAAAGGGUGUUUUUUUGCUUGUUUUUUGAGGUCAUAGCUCUGUGUUGAGUAGCCUGCUAAGUGCUUUGACUGGUUUUGAUGUCUCCGCCUUUGGCUGAAGCCACACCUCCACCUGUGACAGAGCAGUUUCACCCUUUUGUCAGUGUUUUCAGUUUGUUGUCCAUUUUAACACAGGGAGGGUUUAUUUAUACUCCAACUUCAGCAGACUUUUCAGCACUUUUGUUUUGUAUAUGAAUCUUGUGAAAAUAAAAUCUUGCCCUCUGAAACAGUC